AUGGAUGAAGAGGUUGUCCCUCUAGGCCACGACGUGCAGGUCGUCGACCCAGACGUGCGAGGCUAUGUUUAUGGCCUGGUUACUGCUCUCGGAGGUUUCAACGGCGAAGAUGCCGAUCGAUAUGUGCUCGGAGAUGACGCUUUGGCCUGUUUACGCGAUAUCAAGCGCUGGCUGAAAUUGUACGACGAGAAGAACAAUCGCAUGGACGUUGCGCGGUGCCUGGGAGAGGCUAACUUGAUCAAUGGAGAUCUACUUCCGAUCCUUGCGCUCUGGUGGGCUACGGGACAGAAGAGCAAGCAUAUGACGAGGAUUUCCCUGGCGUGUUUGGAACUUCUUGUCCCAUUGACUUGGCCAGUAGAGUUCCACAGCCAGAUGACGGUCAACCACCAUCGCCAUACCCCCUACAUCCAACAAACCCAGGUCCAGUACAAACGCGGUAUUCUCAAAUAUGGAGGCUCGACUCUCUUACGUGCCGUUAUCCGAAUUGCCCUUCCUAGCAUGGUGACUGCUCGAUCCGAACGCGAAGCCCGAGACGAAGGAAUUCUCAAAUUGAUGCUGUACUUCCUGCGAAACAUUGCGAUCAUUUCCCCGAACACCCGGCUUGCUGCCGAAGGCGAAGAGGAGGAAACAUCUAGAUCAGCAACGAUCAAUGCUUUCCAUGACCAGGAUGCAUUUGCACUUCUCCUGACUAUGUGCUCGAAUGUUGGCGAUGACUUCAACCUUCAAGAUAUUAUUCUGAUGGAGAUCAUUUUCCACAUUGUGAAGGGUGUCAAUGUCGAGAAGCUGUUCAUGGACGAUGAUCAGAGAAAGGCAAAGCGGACCGACGAGCUUAGCGAUCUCUUGAAGAAGGAAAACUCGGUACGACGGGAGUACGCAAAGAACGCCCCGACACGCCAUGGAAGAUUUGGUACAAUGAUCUGGGUCAAGCGAGAUGAUGCGAAGGUGUCUACGGUCUCUGGGCAAGAUGUUUUGAGGGACGAUCAGACUACUCUUCACAAGAUGGACCAAAGCAAAAAGUGGAACAAGCCCAAACCUCGGCGCAAGCAAGAAGACGCCGUUCAAAACAGCAACUUCAACAUGCCCGCUCAUUUGAACUCGGAGGCAACUAAGAACCUACGGACUUUUGUUGAAGAGUUCCUGGAUUCUGGAUUCAACCCUCUUUUCACCCACGUGCGGAAAGCCAUUGAACGCGAAGCCGAACGAGUACUAGAUAUCAACACCCGCCAAUUCUUCUAUACGGUUGGAUGGUUCCUCGAGGCAGAACGUGUGAGGAGGGCCCGACAGUCCCGUCAGCGCACCGCCCAAAAUGGGGGAAGGACCAAAGAUAUUGAGCCGGAUAGUUAUGGCUUGGUCGCUGGAGUCCUAAACCAAGAGACCUUCAUCUCCCUGAACCGGGCCAUGCAGAACAGCUUGGACAACAAGGAAUGGCAAGACCUUAAUGCCCAGAUGCGCUGCUUCACUCAGAUUCUGUUGACCGUGCAGGAAAUGGCUGUGUCACCGCUUGAGGAAGAUCAGGAGAUUGCCGAGAACAUCCAAAACCGAAUCUUCUACGAAGAAACAACACAUGACCGAAUUCUGGCAAUCGUCCGAGGAUACAAAGAUCAAGGGUUUGGUUACCUGGAUGCAUGCACAGAACUUGCUCAUGUCUUCUUGCGGAUGUUGGAACGCUAUUCCAAACUCAACGCCGACAUGCAGAUUCGAUCCCGCCGGAAGGCCAAGCGCAAGCAGAAGAAGGCCGAUAAAGACACGGAAGAUGGAGCAGAUGAUGACGAGGAACGCGACUCCGAAGCCGAAGACGAGGUGGAAGCCGCUCAGGUCACCAAAGAGCGCAGCUUUGACUUCAAGCGCUUUGCGGCCAAGUUCUGCAACCAGAGUUGCGUGGAUACGUUCGUUGCAUUCACAGGCUUCUACAAAGAGCUUAACUCGGAGCAACUCAAGCGUGCCCACCGCUACUUCUACCGCAUUGCGUUCAAGCAGGAGAUGACUACCUUGCUAUUCCGCGUUGAUAUCAUCAGUCUAUUCUACCGAAUGAUUAAGGGCCCAGGACCAAUGGACUCAAGCAAUUCCGUCUUUAAAGAAUGGGAAGAGCUCGUGCGGCAAAUCAUUCGACGAAUGAUCAAGAAGCUCGACCAGCGUCCGGCCUUGAUUACUGAAAUGUUGUUCAGUAAGAUCAAUUCGACUGUUUACUACCUUGAGUUUGGACACGAAAAGCAAACAUCGUACCAGUCCAAGCGACCACCGGCGGAGCUCAUUAUCACAUCACCCGAGGCGACAACCAAGGAAGCCGAGUUGAAGAUUGUGGUUGGAGCCCUUGUUCUUGACGGGAGAGCAGAUCUGGUGAAAUGGAUCGUUGAUGUCUUGAGCUCGGGAGCUUCUGAAAGAGAGGCCUGGGAAGCACAAGAUGAAAUUCGGCAGGCCGAGUCUCCUGAAGCUGUCAGCGUCCCAAACCCACUGAUUACCGUCAAAAGCAAAGACGAGGCUUGCAAGAGUGCCAUGUUCUCAAACGCUAGGCUGCGUCUACUGAUGAAGCUCGUUGGUUUCGAGCGACUGGGUGUCGAAGACGUGGUUGGUGCCGCUUGGGUUAUUCCGGCGUCUCAGCAGUCUAAGGACCUGCGUGAAUCUAUCUCGGAAAUCCAAAAGGCCCUUCAAACACCAUUCUCCGGGGAUGGUGAUGAUGAUCCUCGUAAGCAUCUUACACAAAAGAAACCAGGAGGUCCUCGGGCCACGGUUCAGGGUACGCUCGAUGUUAGCUUCGGAUCCGACUCGGAAGGCGAGGAUGUGGUUCCAGAUGGAAUCUUGUUCCCGCCAAACCCGCGGUCAAAGGCUAAUGCGCUAGACCAGCUGAAGAAAAAGCGCAAGAAGAAGUCCAAAGAUACAGAGCCUGAAUUGGACGAGGAAACUCUGCAGGCGCGACGUGAUGCACGUCUAUCAAACGCUCUUUCUCGCCAGGCGAAGAUCAAGAGUGAUCUUUUCAUCCAUGCCAGUGAUGAGGAGAGUGACGAGGAAGCAGAUAAGGAAUUCUUCCGCCUCGAAGAAGAGCGACGAAAGAAGCACGAUGCGGCAGUCAAGCACGCCAUCCGUAUUGGUGCCACGGAUACAUCAAGCAAGGGCAAAGGCAAAGGCAAGAAAGCCGCUGGACGCAAGCGAAGCGACACAGGCGGUUCUGCAGCCGCUAAAAACAAGCGACAGCGCCGUGAUUCUGGUUCUGCCGGAAGCGAUGCCGACAGUGAUGCUGAUGCUGAUGGCGACAUCCUCAUGGCAGAGCUUGAUGCUCAAUCUUCGCACACUCAGCAGGAAGUCUCUACUAGUCUCGGUGCUGGAGAGGACGAAGACACCCCUCUCACAUCUAGUGAAGACGAUCUUGCUUUCGAUGAUGAUCUUGCGUUCAUGCGUGACCGUCCGAGUAAACCCAAACCUCCAGCACCCGAGAAUGAUGCUGAAGAUGAGGAUGUUCCUGUGGCUGCAUCUCGAAGACGUAUGCGCGGAGGGUUUGUAAUUGAGAGUGACUCGGAAUGA
Penicillium canescens is the source of this 3516-nucleotide messenger RNA. RefSeq names its product putative DNA repair protein (Tof1) (gene tof1). The coding region runs from base 1 to 3516 and encodes 1171 amino acids. The transcript is spliced from 3 exons. The record is from RefSeq and is a predicted model, not a curated record. Gene Ontology annotation, cellular component: replication fork protection complex. Gene Ontology annotation, biological process: replication fork arrest; DNA replication checkpoint signaling; DNA repair. Gene Ontology annotation, molecular function: DNA binding. NCBI's taxonomy places the organism in Eukaryota, Fungi, Ascomycota, Eurotiomycetes, Eurotiales, Aspergillaceae.